CUUGCUGGAUACAUGGAUCGAUAGACGUCUUUAUAUUUUGAGAAGUUAAUAACAAAAAGCGAGCAAAUGGGCAAAAAAUGAGUCGCGAUUCCGAUCCCAUAAGGUGGUUUCACGGCAACCUAUCCCGUGAGGAAGCCGACGAACUUCUCAAGCAAGGUUACGAGGACGGGACUUUUUUGGUGCGUGAGAGCAGCUCGGCGGCCGGGGACUUUGUGCUGAGCCUUCUCUGCCAGGAAGAGGUGUGCCACUAUCAGGUGCGGCGACAUGGCGGCGAGGACGCCUUCUUCUCAAUUGACGAUAAGGUACAGACAAAGAUCCUGCACGGAUUGGACACCCUGGUGGACUACUACCAGCAGGCGGCCAAUGGCUUGCCUACCAAGCUUACGGUGCCUCUUAUCCGGGAUGCGCCACCGCACAAUACACGCAGCCACGGAGUGAGCAAUCUUCUGCACCGUGCUACUAGCAAAAAUGAGGGCAAGGUGGUCUUCGAGCUGCUCAAAUGCGGCUACCGAAACUUUGAUGCCAAGAACCAGGAUGGACAGACGGCCCUGCACCUAGCGGCUCUCAAUGCGGACGAGGAUAUUCUCAAGAACUUGUUAAAUGCCAAGGUGCAAGUCAACAGCUCCGACUCAUAUGGCUACCAGCCUUUGCACUAUGCCGCUCGCUCUAAACCAGCCAGUUUUAUACGCAUACUCAUCGCUGCGCAGGCAAAUGUCCAGGGCAGGAACAUAGAGAACGGACAUGUGCCGCUGCACGAGGCCGCCAAGUACGGCAAUCUGGAGGCUGUGCAGGAACUGCUAUUGGCCGAGGCACCGCUGCUCCCGCGAACCAGCGCGGGUGAGUUCCCCUUCGAUUUGGCGAAGGAAGCGGGUCAAGCGGCAGUGGAGGAAUUUUUGCUCAACUAUAAGCUCCCGCCGGCAAGCACCAGCAGAGAUCAGUGGUAUCAUGGCACGCUGACCCGCGACGAGGCCGUGGCCAUACUCAAAAAGCACGCCAAGAUGCUGCUGGCAAAGCAACCGCAGAUCGACACUUCUGGCUGUUUUCUUGUUCGCUAUUCCGAGUCACCGGCGGCCUCUGGAUUAGUUCUGACGUUGCUGAGCGACCAGGUGGUCAAGAAUUUUCGUAUUUCGCAAGCUGAUCUCUACCAGAACGGCGUCAAGUUGCAGUCCGGCGGGUCCAAGUUUCUGUACAUUGAUGACGGUCCCUACUGGCCCAGCGUGGAACAUUUGAUUGCCCACUUCAUGCGCUUUUCGUAUGGGCUGCCAGUGAGCCUCAAGUUCGCCGUACCGCCGCAACCCAAACCGGAGGUGCCCUCGUUCGCCACAAUACCUCGAUCCUCGGUGAAGCCGAAGUCUACUUCACCAGCUACUCCGCCCACUCCGGUGUCCCCAAACCCCCACUCAGUCCACCACCACCACGCUCACGUGCCCGCCCUGCCAAUCGCAAAGAAAAAACAGAAGGACAGCUCUAUGUUCAACACACUGCGUCUGACGAGUCCGAAGAAAGCAUUGUUUGACAUGAACAGCCUGCGCAAGAGCAAGUCCAAGAGCAAGCGCAGCGAGUCCGAGAGCAGCGUGAGUGGAUCGCAGGCCAGGACGGAACAGGAACUGCAGGCAGCGGCUCCCAUGCUGAAGAGCCUUUCCUUCUCCACAGAGUUCUUCAAUGCAGACGGCGGAGCUGUGGCCGCUGCAGGCGGCGAGCUAUACAACGUGCCCAGGAACAACACACCCAUUGAGAUUGACAUGCCACCCAUUGCCCAAAAGACUGAGGCCGAAGUAGAGUACUUCACGAAGAGCGAUGUGGCCAUUGAGCGAGAGCGAGCUAGCCAGUGGAGUGCCAAUGGAUACCAGCCAACCGAGGAUGUGCUCCAGCUGUUGGAUCAGCAAAUCAAAGCUCCAGCCACAGCGCGUCUCAACUCGGUGGUGUCCACCGUUUCCACAGAGAGUGAGAUGGCCAGUUACCUGCACCGCAAGUGCAGUGGAACACCGAACACACCCAACUCCUCUGUCUUGGAGGCAGCCAAGCUGAGGUUUUUCAUUGACCCAGAAAAUUUAAUGCUGGACAGAGAGAUCGGACACGGGGAGUUCGGCUCAGUGCACAGUGGCUGGCUGGUAAAGAAGAGCGCUGCUGGUGACGAAUCCCGCGUGGAGGUGGCGAUUAAGAUGCUCAGCGACGAGCACAGCAACAAGCAGGAGUUCCUGCGCGAGGCCUCUGUCAUGAUGCGACUGGAGCACAAGUGCAUUGUGCGUCUUAUUGGCAUUUCCAAAGGUGAGAUGCUUAUGAUGGUGCAGGAGCUGGCUCCGCUGGGCUCAAUGCUGCAGUACAUUCUGGAUCACGGGGCCGAGAUCAAGGCCAAUUCGGAGCUGAAGGUCUGGGCGACGCAGAUUGCUUGUGGCAUGCACUAUCUGGAAUCUCAGCAUUUCGUGCAUCGUGAUUUGGCAGCCAGGAAUAUUUUGCUAACCGCACGUCACCAGGCUAAAAUCAGUGACUUUGGCAUGUCGCGAUCCCUGAGACCCGGCAGCACGGAAUACCAGUUUACCCAAGGCGGCCGAUGGCCCAUCCGCUGGUACGCACCGGAAAGCUUUAACCUGGGCAUCUUUUCGCACGCCAGCGACGUUUGGUCGUUUGGCGUUACCAUCUGGGAAAUGUUCUCCCUGGGCGCACCGCCCUAUGGCGAAAUAUCUAAUGUGGAUGCCAUCAAGUUGGUGGACAGCGGCGAACGUUUGCCCCAGCCCAAGAUCUGUCCAGCCUAUAUUUACGCCGUGAUGCAGAGCUGCUGGAAGGAGCGACCCAAGGACCGGCCAACCUUCGCCUACCUCACGGAGUUCUUCGCCCGGGAGCCCGACUACCAGAAUCUUCCUGAGUUAGUGCAAACGGUUCACAUCUAAGCCAGUAAUCCUCUUUCCAAUCAGAGUGCAAUUUUCUAUAUCUAUUUUUAAAUUGUCUUCUGUUCCGAUUCUUGGAUCGCUAUUGUUUUGUCGCCUUCUCGAAGUCCCUAUUCAUGUUUUUAGUUUGUAUUAUAUUUUAUAUACAGAUGUACAACCAAUUUGUGUCAAAAGAAUGCGAACAAGUGCCUUAAAAGUUUAUUAUAUUAAUUUUGUAUUCAUGUUUACAAAUCCAUUUUGUUAUAUUGGUUAUACGAAAUAAAAGUAACUAUUUUUAUAUGCA
Messenger RNA from Drosophila ficusphila, 3168 nucleotides. RefSeq names its product tyrosine-protein kinase Shark (gene Shark). Gene Ontology annotation, cellular component: extrinsic component of cytoplasmic side of plasma membrane. The record is from RefSeq and is a predicted model, not a curated record. Bases 78 to 2888 code for a protein of 936 amino acids. Gene Ontology annotation, biological process: cell surface receptor protein tyrosine kinase signaling pathway; cell differentiation; innate immune response. The transcript has 5 exons. NCBI's taxonomy places the organism in Eukaryota, Metazoa, Arthropoda, Insecta, Diptera, Drosophilidae. Gene Ontology annotation, molecular function: ATP binding; non-membrane spanning protein tyrosine kinase activity; signaling receptor binding.